Messenger RNA from Anopheles stephensi (Asian malaria mosquito), 7228 nucleotides. RefSeq lists its product as uncharacterized. The record is from RefSeq and is a predicted model, not a curated record. The transcript has 14 exons. Gene Ontology annotation, molecular function: protein binding. The coding region runs from base 225 to 5963 and encodes 1912 amino acids. Lineage: Eukaryota; Metazoa; Arthropoda; Insecta; Diptera; Culicidae.
AAAAUCGAACGUGCCGUGUACGGUGAGCGACCGAUGUCGAUCCGCAAACGGGUGUGCGUUACUCCGCUCCGGCUGUGAGGCUUCCGUGUUUAUUUAAUCCGGCUUACCGAUAUUAUGGUGCUGCAUUUACUACCUCAGUGCUGAACCGGCUGAACCGGCUGAACACUUCACAAACCGGAAGGACAAAAUUAUUGCUUGUGGAUAUUCGGGUUGGCUGCCCGGCAAUGAUGUCUUACCGACACAGCAUUGCCAGCACGGCUAGUGAGGAGACGUCCUGUGAUGUGAACAACAACAAUCUGCUCGGCGCCAACAAUCUGCUCCGGUUGGCGCUGAAGAAACCGAACGGCUGGAAAUGGGAGCUCACAACUUCAAGUUCCUCGCCCAACAUAAGCUUCCCGAAGAUACAGCUGUUUGAUGGCGUUAGCGGUGAGCUGAUGGUGGAAGUCGAUCGACCGGACUGCGUCAUCCGAUCGGAUUGUUCGGACGCUGGGCGAGGAGUAGCCGAUCAAUCGGGGCUGAUGCAGAGUAGUAGCAGCUCGCGGGAACUGGACUCCCGGCAGGGACGCUAUCGACGUUCACGCACAUCCUUGGUGAAGGAGAAGCUAUCCACAUCCGGUGACUCGCUAGCGGACAUCUUCAAUCAACUGCAAAACAAAGGUCUCGGCCACAAGUUGUCGACGAGUGGUUCACAGUAUAGGCUGCUCAAUGGAGACACGGACGAUGGUCGAGGAUCGCUGCAGAAGAGCAAAUCGGCUAAUGCUAUUGGGGUGCCGGAAGCGCCACCGAUCGUGCGGCGCAGAUCACGCCGCUCGUUAGCCAGCCGGUCUAGCUCGAUUCUGGAACGUAUCAGCGAGUUCUACGGCCGUAGCUCGACCGAGGAGGAAGACGCACGAGACUUACCGCUGGUACUGCCACCCGUUCCACAGCUCGCACUGCCAACGAACGAUCCCCAGGAGGCCGAACCCGACAGCGGUGUAACGAUCGAAGAGAUGCCGCCCGAUCCAUCAACCACACCUAUCAAACCACGGCCCAAAAUCUACAAGCUCGUGCGCAGCAACAUUGGCACGCUGAUGGUGCGCGAGGAGAGCUUCCACACGCAGCGUAGCUUAAGAAGGCGACAGCGCGAAAACGGACAGCUCGCACCAUCCCAGGACACGGACCGGCUGGUGGAGCUAGACGAACAGACCGAUCGUCCACGUCCCAUGGACAGUGGUGAGAUGGAACGGUUCCGGUACGAGCGCGAAAUCAAUCACAUCGAUGGUCUCCUGUCGCGCGUCAUGCUAUCGCACGAUCUGCAAACCGAAGAGGAACCCCGUGAGGCACCAAGCAUACGCAUCUCGGAACCUCCGGAUGUGGUGGAACCGGUGAAUGGGUUCGCUGCUCACCAGAAUGGUGGAACUUCGCACCGGAAGCGUCGCUCAAGGCGUAGUGUCAGUGUGGGCGGUAGCAUCACCUCGCCCCAUCGUCGAUCGAUAUCGUCAGGACGGAAUCACUCGCCCACGGAUCCGUACACGCGACGAAACGGGCGUCGCUCAGCAUCCAGCUCCUCCACGUCGGACACGGAGCAUGAUGCUAGAAGACGGGACCAGCGUACCGGAAGUUCCUCCCGAUCUGGUUCGCAGAAGCGCCGAGGCCGAACGGGUCACCGCACGAAAGAUCCAGACAACGGUUCCCGUGCAGCGAUCAGUAACGGUGACCAGCUCAUCAGCCGAACCGGCGAACCCGAACGGCCAUCGGUAGCUGAGAGUUCCGAGUCAUCCGCACAACUCACCAACAGUGCAGCAGAACGUAUCGAACGGAAACCACCAUCUCCGCAGCAGCCAGCAGCAGCAGCAACAACAGUGUCAAGUAAUGAUCGACCUGAAGAGCGCCCUCUAGUGAGGAAUCGGGCGGAGGGACGAUCAAAGACAAAGCCAAGCAGUAACGGUGCAUCAACAGCAACCGUCUCUUCCUUUCUGACCGAUAGCUAUAACGCAUCCGAUAAGGUCCUCCAAAAACUCGUCCAAAGCCUUGGCAGAUCGCUAAACACCCGCAAGCGCGAUCGUCUCGAGGCAAAGCGGAAAGGUGGUUCCUCCUGGUUACGGCACGUGCCAGGCUGUUGUUCGGGGUCGGGUAAAUCUGUCUCACCACCGGCGCGAGACUCGACCAUCUCGGAAGCUGACAGCUGCUUGCGCUAUCGCAACGAACGCAACCGUCUGCCGAGCGUUACCACCGACACGUUGCUUGAUCGAGCAACGCCCAUCACCGACCGGAAAGAUACGGACGAGGAGGAAGACGAAGACGACGAGGAGGAAGAGGACGCGUACCUUAGAGGAGGCAUCUAUCGUAGUGUGUACUGCGGCAAUGGAUCGACGUACGAUGACGUGCGGUUCAUACUUGAUCGGCAGCUGCUGGAAUAUCCGGAGGUGGAAUCGGCAGUAGAGCUUACCUGUUCCUAUCCACCAGAACACAACCACACCGGUGACGACGACGACGACCUAUACGAAGAUAACUACAACGAACACGAACACCCAAGCGAACGAACGUGCGCACUGCAGCGUAGUGCUAGUGAACGAACCGAACGUAACCGGUGCCCACGAACGAAUAUGGGAGCGAAUGUGUCCUCCUCUGCUCGACAGCACGCGAAAGGACUUACCAGUGGACGACGGGCCCAAUCAAUUGAUAAUCUUAAGUCAGACACCACACAAUAUUUCCACCAGUACCACAACAACAACAACGGCGAUACGUUCCACCAUCAAACGUUUCUGGCCGACAGUGCCGGAAGUAACGCGGAUGGAGGUGAGGACGGUCUCGAGAAGCAGCCACCACCGCCAGACCUGGCCUGUCUGCCCGGCACCGGGCAACUACCGCACACCGAACAGCUAGAUCUGCAGCAGCAGCAGCAGGAUCACGUCAUCUACGUUAGCCGCAAGGAUCGCAACAAGUUCUGUGGGAGUUUGCCGAACCAUCUCGACCUGGAUGCGUCCACCAUCGAUCGGGACUGUGAAGCGAUCGUCAAACAGAACGAGUUUCUACAGGCGAAUCUGAAAAACGUACAACAGCACCAGCAGCAGCAAACUCUACCACGAACCGGCGUUUGCAGUCAACCGGGCGGAGUAAAUCCAUCCAAUCCUCCAACCGGCGUGCCACACGCGCAACAGCUGACAUUCGGCGGAACCGUCCCGGAUCAUCCGCCGGUCGGCACCCAACAUUUGCCUCCGCAGCUACCAGCAACAUAUCAGCACCAUCACGGAUCACCACUGCUGUGCACGAAUCCAUCGGCGAAAGGAUCCGCAACGACCACCGUUGGAGCUGUUGGUGGCGAUGGUGUAGGAAGCAGUACAUUCCGUUCGUCAGAAGCUGGUGUCAGCGGUCAGCAGCAACCACCGUCGACGGUACAAAAUCUUCAACUCAAGUUGCCCCUGCACCGGACAGCGAUCGAUGCCGGCUGUGAUCAGGGGUACGGCAGUGAGCGAUCACCGGAAGACGAUCUACCACCGCCAUUGCUGCUGAUGCACGAAACACAGUACAUCGAGAUACUGGCCUCAUCCUCCUCUUCCUCCAUCUCUGCCAGCGGUCCACCACCAUGUCAGCAGGUUCCUUUGGAGAGUGUUGGUGUGGCGUCGGCCGGUUCAGUGCAGCAAGGUGAUCAGCAGCAAGCGACGGCAGGAGUGCAACAGCAGCAGCAGCAGCAACAGUGUUGGGCGCACGGCACCAACACCGGCCAGGUGGUUGUUGGACCAUAUAGUUUUAUUACUAAGGAUUCCAUCUUCUUCGUCCAGGUGUCCAAGGGCUCCCGAGGUCUCGGCUUUUCCGUGUCGGGUGGGUCCGAUUCGUCCGCACCGUACCCGGGGUUGAUCCGCAUCAAGCGGCUCUUUCCACACCAGGCGGCGUGGGCGACGGGGAUGCUCCAGCCAGGAGACAUCCUGCUCGAAGCGAACGGUGUUCCACUGACAGGUCUCACCAACUACCUUGCACUGGAAAUAUUGCGCAAAGCAACGAACAUCGUCACGCUCACCGUUUGCCGACCGAAGGACGAACAGUAUCGCAAACUAUCGCCACCGACCGAACCACCGAGACCACCGCUACGCAAUGCACUCUCGUACGACCAGAGUCAUGGAGCGAGCUCGGUACCGCAGUCACCGCUUCCAGCCGCCAUUCCGUUUCAGCAGCAGCCGCAACAGCCAAUCCACCAUUUCUUCCCUCCUCCGAACGGCAGGAAUCCGCAACUUCAAUCAGUGGCGGCGUUCCUACCGCCGCUCGAUCCCAUACAAACUAACUUCAGUGGAGAGUUCGAGAUUGUACUGACGAAGCAGCAGGGUUCGCUAGGAUUCACCCUGCGCAAAGAGGACGAAUCCGUGCUCGGACACUACGUGCGGGCGCUCGUGCGCGAACCGGCCCUGAGCGAUGGUCGCAUCCGGCCCGGUGACAAGAUAGUCGCCGUGAACGAUGUGCCAGUCUCGUCCAUGACCCACGAGGAGGCUGUGAUAUUUUUGCGCCAGGCAGCAGACGUCGUCCGGCUACGGCUGUACCGUGACCAGGCCCAGACACCGCUUUCGGCCCAUUCCCCGAUCGAGCCGAGCAUCCGGGGCCGGACGCGGCUGUUUCUACGCCCGGAAGCGAUCAAUCUGCUGAGCGAGCUCGCCGCCAACCGGUUUCAUCGUGCCGCGGCCGGUUCCGGUUCGUCGGUCGGCUCGAGCCACACGAACUCGCCGAGACGGUUGCGUCGGGUCGGUGCCCACGCCCAGGCCGGCUUCGACAAUCGUGGCUUCCAGCAACAGCAUUCCCACGACACGCUCAAUUAUUCCGACAGCUGCUCCAAUGCGUCCACCAUUGUCAGCCAAGCCGUGGACGAUCUGGAGGAGGCGUACUACUGCGACGAGGAGAUCGAUGCCAUCGUCGCCAGCGAAGGCAACCAGUCCGGCCGGGACGAACACGAACCGAGACCUCGUCCCACCUUCCUAGAUCUCGAUGCCGGUGCCCGGUUUCAGCUGGCCAGCGCCGGUACCACCGUACAGCAGCUGAACAAUCUCGACCGCAACGCCCUGAACGCUCCGUUACGGUACGGACUGACCGGACCUGGGACGCCCGGGCCCGCCGGUCCCGAUCCGGAUGGACCGAACUUUGUCAGUUUGCCGUGCGAAACGUUCCUGGUGGCGUGCAAAACCGAACAGGAUCUGCAGACGUCCGGCGAUCAGACGGAGGCGAUCUAUGUGCAGCAUUUCGCCCACAAGUCACCACUCUACUCGUCGGUCAACGUACCUUCGCGCGUUGGUGCGGCCGAACUGGUGGAAGCAGUCGAACGAGGAGGCAAGAAGAGUUUGAUGAAGUGGAAGGGAGCUACACUGUUGGGCGAUGAGGAAGAAGCGUCCCAAGAACCACAGGAGCAGCAGGAUACGCUGGUAACGCCAGAUGCGGACGAUUCGAGUCUGGCAGCUACGGCUGGCACAACACUCAGCACCGCAACACCGACGACCGAGCGUGAACUGUUUGAUCUGAAUGCGAGCUGUGGAACGGACAGUGAAGGAAAUCAGAUAUUCACCGUUGAGCUUAACAAGGGAUGGAACAGUCGGCUCGGAUUCAGCCUCAAGCAGGACACGGGACCGAACGGUGCGAUCCGCACCGUCAUCAGCGCCAUCUACCGGGACAGUGUUGCAGCACGAGACGGUCGAUUGCGUGUGGGCGACGUACUGAUCAUGGUCAACGAAGAAUCGGUCGAAGCUGUACCAACGGCCCAGGUAAUCGAGCUGAUGCGUAUCGUGCGUGGAUCAAUCUUCAUCACGCUGAUGCGGCCGACCGGAGUUGGUAGUGCUGGAGGUACCCUCGAACCGACGCCAGAGGAACCGGCUGAGACGUCCGCCACAGGCACGCCGCUUCAGUCGACCGAAGUUGCUGAUGCAGAUAUUAGGGACGGUGGCAGCUCCGGUACUACCGUCACGCAGCAGGAAGAACCUAGUGACGGACAGUCUGCAGAACGUCUGUAGACGGGAGCGAGUGAUGGUUUCUUGGAUGCAGUUGAGGUUACAGGUGCGUGUUACAUAUGAGAGCCCCCUCAGAGUGGGGGUUUCUAUUUAUACUCUUACGUUUGCAGCGUAACAGGUGAUUUUAGAGUGUCAUAGGCGAAGACAGAGGCACCACAGCAGGUGUGAUGGUGUGAGGAUACUAGACUAGGAGAGGAAUAGAUGUAUGUAAGGGUUAUUCAUUCCGUACCGGAAGCCAUAAGCUUCAUUUCCAAAGAAAAAAUGCCAGAGAUUGAGAGAGAGAGAGAAAUAGGUUGAAGCAGAGGACAAAGCUUCAUACAGUACGAGAAUAGUUUGAUGAGGAUAUAAUUGACAAGUCCAGCCCGAGAUAUUGAUCUGUUCAGGCAUAUAAUUGAAUCUGUCCAUCUCAAUAGCUCCGGAGACUAUUCGACUCGCCUUGUCUAGACAUCUUACAGCUAACAACUUCCGACAAAAUUCCACAACCCCUUUGCAAGCGUCAAUUAUAUGGCUGCACGCAUCAUUAUAACUCCAAGAACUUAUCAACUACAUCCUCCGCAAACACCUGGAAAACAAUUCUAGGCAAAUUUAAUUGAAUGUCUCGAACCACGAAGCCCCACGGGGAUUGAGCAGCGAUAGUUCCAUUUAAAAGCAACUUAUAGUAAAACAACAAAGGAAGCAAAACAAAAACACGAUGCUCUAAUUAGCAUUCGUCUCCAAGAUGACUGUAAUCAAAUAUAAUCAGAGCUCUAGUAAUUUUAAAUACCACCCGCCCAGCAACCCUGACCAGUUCCCAGUUCCUUCCCCACGAUUCCUGUGUGUCCAAGUGUCUGUUUUACAGUUCUCUACGGAUAUGGAGAACGAGAAUAGAUAAAAUAGACGAUAGAGAGAGAGAGAGAGAGAGAGAGAGAGAGAGAACGAGAAAGAGUUAAAGAAAGUUGUUAAUGUCUUUUAAAUCCACUCCACACCAUCGUCAACUAAAGGACUCAUUUUCCCUCACCAACCAUUUCCCCGUUUCCAGAGCCCCAUCAUCCACUCACACGAUCGUUGGAGUAUUUUAAAUGUUGUUAGGUGUAGCCAAUGCGCAAACUAGAACAAACGGGCAGAAGAGAAUACCAGGAUAAUCGAAAUUCAAGAAUCUGGUGCCAGCUGUGGCAAUGAUGACGGUGUUGGUGAAUGUUUCGAACAGCGACGACAAAAUUUCCGGCGUCAAGGCAACUGACAGCGCGUGGCGUCGAAGUCUAAAUAAAGGUCAUGUUUGUACUUUGAAA